Molecule: messenger RNA, 2900 nt
Organism: Meleagris gallopavo (turkey)
Lineage: Eukaryota; Metazoa; Chordata; Aves; Galliformes; Phasianidae
Source: RefSeq, a predicted model, not a curated record
UCUCUUCCUCUCCAUGAAUCAUUAAUUCCAUCCUGCGAAGACCUUUUAUCUUGCUGUAGCUACUCAGCUCCCUUAAAAAACCUCUAGAGAGGGAUUCCAUCAAACUUCUUUAGGUCAACUUCUGUAUCAUUGUUAUCAGCUCUGCACAAAACUCACCCAGAGAAACCAGCCUUGCCCUUCGUUCUGUCACCUAACCUGUGCCCUGUGUUCCUUGGGUAAGGGCACCCAGCCUGAGCACAUCCUCUCAGGAAGUUUCAUUGCUUUUCAGUAAGUGUGAACAUCGACGGUCUUCAACCCUGUGUCUCAGGACAGCAAAAACAAAUGAAUGAGAUUGACAGAAGAGAAGCUUUUCUAGGAUACCAAAGCUUUCACAUCUUCCUCAUUUCUAAAAGCUUCUAAACGAACCAACCAACCAACCAACCAAGAGUGUAGGAUGGCAGUAACAUCACAGCCUCUGAGAGGUAACCGAAAGGUCAAUUUAAGUGAAGAAUACAGACAUUUCCUGCAGAAUCUGUGGUACAUCUCCAGAAAUUUAUCAGAUAACAUGACGGAAAAUGAGGAGAUAUUUAAGGAAAAAAUUCAUGAACUACUCCACACAGCGGAACGAGACUGGUUUGUCAAUCCGAAAGAUAUAUGGACUUUCUUUGGGUCUCUCUUUUUCUGCUGCACAGUAUUCACCACUGUGGGUUAUGGCAAUACCUAUCCUGUGACAAGGGCUGGAAAAUACCUCUGCAUGUUAUAUGCUUUAUUUGGCAUUCCUCUGAUGUUCUUGGUCCUGACAGAUAUGGGAGAUAUCCUUGCAACUGUUUUGUCCAAGUCUUACAAUGAAUUCAGAAAGCUACAGUCAAAAAUUCUAACCUCUAAAUUCUGUUCUGCAUUCACGUGUAUCAGAGAAGAUAGGUCUAAAGUGGAUGUGAAUGAACCCUUGAGUAUUGUGGAAAUGCUGAGAAGUAAAUCAGCUAUUAGAAAGAAGCCAGCCCAAUAUUGCAACGCCCAAAUUUUUGAGAUGCUAAUUGCCAGAGAAAACGAAUACAAAAAUCUAUCAAGAAGUAAAAGCAUAGAGAGAUGGAGCUCAUGUCCUGAACUAGACAGGGGAAAAACAAUGACCAGAGUAAUUGAGAAUUUUGACAAAAUAGGAAAAGAGUUAGAGAAACUGGAUGUGCCCAUCAUGUUAAUGGUGCUGGUUAUCUUCGUGUACAUCUCCUGCGCAGCUGCUAUUCUUCCAAACUGGGAAACCAGGCUGGAUUUUCAGGAAGCCUUUUAUUUCUGCUUUAUCACCCUGACAACGAUUGGAUUUGGAGAUACACAACUGGAACACCCCAAGUUUUUCCUGUUUUUUUCCCUCUAUAUUAUUAUUGGCAUGGAAAUUGUCUUCAUUGCUUUUAAGCUGGGCCAAGACCGCUUAAUUGGCUUGUAUAAAAAAGUGAUUUCGUUUUGUGGGGAAAAAAAGGUGCCGUCAAAGAAGAUAUAUCCAAAGUAAGUGUAGUCAUUUCUCCCUUACUUGUAUGCUUUGCCCUCUGCAACGAGAUGAAACUGUCCCCGUGCACUCCCACUCCCUGCCCUGGGCUUGCAAGAGGCAUGUUUUCUGUCUUCUUGUGAGAAUCUGCUGCAAACUGGUUGCAUUACACAGGAGACACUUGGUGUAGGCACUGCCAGGGAGCAGUUUCCAACAAAGGUCCUAUCUCCUAACUAACAAAUGAAGAGAAUGCAUGAUGAAAGGCAGAAAGCUCUCUCUGCCAGCACUUCCCAGCUUCUUUUGCAAAGGUCUGACUUUCAACGUGAUCCUUAUCCUCUCGGUUUGGGAUCUUUUUUCAGCGCUUUCCAAGCAGGCCCCAGAUCACUGCCUUGUCCUGGCACCUGCCUGCAGCCAGGGACAGUGGGGUCAUGGCUCUUGGUGAUGAACUGUGAGCACAUGCUGCUGUAACACAGUUCUUCAUCAGAAAGAGCUGGGUAGAAGCAUGAACCCUGCUGCUCUUUUGUCACAGCUGUGUGUAGUGUUAACAUCGGGUUUAUGUGCCAUCCAGAGGAAUUUUAAAAUUAAGGAAAGAAAACUGAAUGUUCACCUCUUUCGUUGUUCCUGGUCCAUAAAUUAGUCAAAAUGCUGCUCAUCUGUGCAGAGUUGAAAUCAUUCCUUCUCCAUCAUCACUUAUCAUAUCUGUGCUCAACCUGGAGUCAAGAUUCAUGAUGCCCAGCUAUAACAGAGUUUGUAACAAGUUCUGCUCUUGAGAAGCCAUCUGUACAAGACAUACUGCAGAGCUCCAGGUGGGAUGAAGCUCCAUCUUUGCUGUUAAAGAAACACGAUAGCCUGGGUACACUGCUCCCAGAAGUUCUCUCCUCUGGUUCAGGUUUUAUUCUGCACAAAGUGCUUGCCUUCUCUGGGUUCUUUUAUCCAUACAUAGGAAGAAAAGUCUACACAUUGCUCUGUGGUUUUGUGAAUCCUGCAGUGAAGCACAGUAUUGUGGGAAUAAUGUUGUUUUAUCAAGAUUUUCUUAUAUUAUUCGUAAUCUCAAUCAAGCUAUCAGUAAUUUUUUCAGUCAAAAAAUAUACAUGCUCUAUAAAAUAAAUCACUGACUUUAACUGCCUCUUAGCAUGUAAAUGCUAUGUAUGCACACUGGAUGUGAAUGGCAUUGUUAGGUAUUUAAGCAUGCUUGAUUUUAACAGGAUGUGCAUUAUUUUCCAUAGGAGGUUUGCCUUUUGAAGAUGAGAUGUUCAGAGAAGGUAAAUGACAAACAACGCUGCUACAAUCGCUGUGAAUAAUAACUUACAUACAGUCCUUGUUAGUAAUACUUUGUUGUCAUUAAGCACUGGUGAUAUGCUUACGUGUAACGAAUGAUGGUAUAAAGAAACAUGCUUUAACAGGACAACAAUAAAGAGUCUAGCAGUUAGAAGGAGCUCUGGUU